AUGAUUUAUAAGAAUCAUCAAAACAGUCAUCGUCCAACACGCUCUUCCUUGACCAUUGUAAUCAAGGUUGGCACAACCACCAUUUGCGAUGAGCAAACACAUUUCCCUGUGCUGUCAAACUUGUCGUCCCUUGUUGAGGCAGUUUUGAAACUCAAGUCGCUCGGCCACCGCGUUGUCCUGAUAACAAGUGCUGCCGUCGGUACUGGUCUUCGACGACUGAAUAUGAACGCCAGACCUACCAAAAUGGCCACACUGCAGGCUGUCGCUGCAGUAGGUCAAGGACGACUCAUCCGACUGUAUGAUGAUUUGUUUGGCCAAUUCCACCAACCUGUUGCUCAGGUGUUGUUAACCAAAAAUGAUUUAUCCGAUCGAGCACAAUACCUUAAUGCAGUCAGCUGCUUGGAGGAGAUUCUGGAUAUUGGUGUGGUUCCGAUCGUGAAUGAAAACGAUACCAUUUGUCCACAAGAAAUUCGGUUCGGCGACAACGACACCCUCUCCGCUAUAACCGCUGGCAUGCUUAAAGCAGAUUAUCUGUUUUUGUUGACCGAUGUCGAUUGCUUAUACACUGACAACCCUCGCACAAAUCCGGAUGCUAAGAAUGUAUCUGUGUGUCAUGAUAUUCAAGUGCUACGAGAACAAGUGUCAGUGGCAUCGCGCGGAUCCUCGUUAGGUACAGGCGGCAUGUCCACCAAACUAAUUGCAGCCGAUCUUGCCACGGCUGCAGGCGUACGCACAGUCAUCACACAUGGCGCUAAGCCAGACAAUAUUAUGAAGAUCAUACAAGCCGACGACGCGGGAACACUAAUCACGCCGCACGAGCUUGCUGUAGUCACAGGUGACAAUUUGCCUGCACGAAAUUUGCCACUCCAUACCCUCUUUACUGCCAAGGAUAACCCAUUAUACGAUCGCAAGUGGUGGAUCAAACACGGAUUACAUACUGCAGGCCGAAUCUAUAUUGAUGGUGGCGCAAUGAAAGCGGUUGUAUCCAAGAAGCAGCGUUCGAGCUUGUUUGCUGCUGGCGUUGUCGCUGUCGAAAACAGUUUCGUCGCCAAUCAAGCUGUCGUAAUUAUCCAUCGCAGAGAAAAUGAGGAUGGCCAAGUGGAGGAAGUGGAAGUUGGUAAAGGUCUGGUGAAUUAUUCGAGCCCGGAGAUCGAGCGUAUACGCGGCUGUCACAGCCAGGAUAUCACCAACAUCAUUGGAUAUAUGGAUGCCGAGUGCGUUAUUCAUCGUGAUAACCUGGUUCGAACUUUGGAAAACGUGUAA
Molecule: messenger RNA, 1263 nt
Organism: Zychaea mexicana
Lineage: Eukaryota; Fungi; Mucoromycota; Mucoromycetes; Mucorales; Lichtheimiaceae
Product: glutamate 5-kinase
Exons: 5
Coding region: 1-1263 (420 amino acids)
Cellular component (GO): cytoplasm; cytosol
Molecular function (GO): ATP binding; glutamate 5-kinase activity; RNA binding
Source: RefSeq, a predicted model, not a curated record